Molecule: messenger RNA, 915 nt
Organism: Penicillium nucicola
Lineage: Eukaryota; Fungi; Ascomycota; Eurotiomycetes; Eurotiales; Aspergillaceae
Product: NmrA/HSCARG family protein
Exons: 3
Coding region: 1-915 (304 amino acids)
Source: RefSeq, a predicted model, not a curated record
AUGUCCAAGCUCAUCACUGUCUUCGGUGCCACCGGCAACCAGGGUGGGUCCGUCAUCGAGGCCAUCCUCGCGGAUCCCCAGCUCUCUAAGGAAUUCAAGAUCCGAGGUAUCACCCGUGACACUACUAAGAAGUCUGCCCAGGACCUCGCCAUGCGUGGCGUCGAGGUGGUCAGCGCCGACCUUAGCUCUCUUGAGUCCCUCACUGAGGCUCUGAAGGGCUCCCACACCGUCUUCCUCGUCACCAACUACUGGGAGACCAUGAAUGCCGACAUUGAGUACUCCCAGGGCAAGAAUGUGACCGACGUCUCCAAGGCUGUUGGCGUCUCCCACUUGAUCUUCUCCUCCCUCCACCACGUCAAGGAGGAGACCAAGGGCCGCCUCACCAAGGUUCCCCAUUUUGACAGCAAGGCCAAUGUGGAGAAGUACAUCCGUGCCUCCGGAGUUGGAUGCAGCUUCGUUCUUCCUGGAUACUACAUGAGCAACUACACACAGAUGCUGACCCGCUCGGACGAUGGUUCCUACACACUCUACUACCCCGUUGGUAACAACGCCAAGUUCCCCCUCUUCGAUGCCGCCCAGGAUACCGGCCUUUUUGUCAAGGUCGCCCUCAAGCACGCUGGUGAGCUGAAGAACAAGCAGGUUCUGGCCGCUACUGCGUACUACACCCCUCAGGAGAUCGUGGAUACCUUCUCUCGUGUUACCGGCAAAAAGGCCUCCUUCGUUCAGGUUUCUGCUGAGCAGUACAAGGCUUCCCUUCCCCCUGCUAUCGCAGAUGAAUAUCUCGAGAACCAGCUGUUCGUGGAGGAGCCCGGUUAUUACCUGGGAGAGCCUCUUGAGCCCAGCCUGAAGCUUCUUGAUUCUAAGCCUACCACUUGGGAGGAGUUUGUCAAGAAGAAUGUCUCCGCUUGGAAAUAA